AUGGCCUCGCCCGACCUCGGCACCUCGGCCACUAGGGAGCAUGCAGAUGCUCCCACGUGUAGAAGGAAGGGUUGCCAGAUGGGCGUUGCCGACUACGACCCGAACCUCAUCAUCGCGUACAAGUGCGAUCUCUGCGGGAAGAGCAACACCAUCUCCUGGCGAUGCGAGGCCUGCGACCACGACAUCUGCUUCGAGUGCCAUCCUGGGCCGAUGACCCACGAUCAGGCGGACGCGCCCCGCCUCAAGCGGCGCAAGAGGGAGCUCGUGGAAGCGGCGGCCUCGGCCGGGGCCGAGGAGGAGCAGGCGGCCGAGGAGGAGCAGAUCCAGGUGCCCUCGUCGGACACGACACCGCCGCCCAGGACGUCCAAGGAAGAGGCCUCCACCACGCCGCCGACCACCGCGCACCUCGGCCGCGUGGAGGUGGAGGACUCGCCCAGGCGGCUGCAGGGCGCCCCGCGCAUAGCGAGCCGACGGCCCCCCGACGACGCCCCGGGUCGGAGGGCGCUGCUGCCCUGGGGCGCCCUCGACAUCUACGUGGGCCCCAUGGCGCAGUACCAGCCGGCUUGGGGACCCGCGCCCGCCGCGGGCGGCGGGGCGCUGCUGGAGGUGCUUGCCAUGCCGCUGCACCUGGCCACCGAGGAGCUGAGGAAGACCAGCGAGGGGAUCUUGCACGCCGCGUGGCGCGACGACGACGUGUCGAAGCAGACCAUCAGCAGCCACCUGGGCCUCCAGCUGAACGGCAUGCGCCUCCGGAACGGCAAGCAGACCUCCCGCUGCUCCAGCGUGGCCCGGGGGGGCAGGGUCGACAAGUGGCUCGUCUGGGAGCGGACGGCGGGCGCACCGGCGCCCUCGGCCUCCAGCGGCAGGAUGGUCGGCGCGCUGCUCCUCCGGCGACAGGUGCCCAAGGACCACCGGAGCAAGGGGGCCAUCAGCAUCGACUACGUGUCCGCGCAGCGUAGCGCUGGCGGGAAGGGCUGGCCGAUGGUGCAGGCCGCGGAGGCCAUUUGCCGCGGCGAGGGAUUUCGAGAUCUGUGGAGUGCGGCGGACUUGUCGCAGGACGGCGGCGCCAACUGGGACGGCAAGCGGGACGGGUCGGCGUUGGCGGCGCACAGGCGCUGGGGGUUCUCGGCCAGCAGCGCCGCGGAAUGGAAGGCCACCGGCCUCGAGCUCUACGACGAGCAGAGGUGCCGCGUCGCCUACAUGCGGAAGGCGCUGCACCCAUGGGCCGAUGCUCCCGCCGCGCUGGGCUGCGAGCAGCCGCGGGCGCGAGCGGCCGCGGCGCCGUCGGACCCCGCGGCCGGCUCCAGGCAGGUGCCGCCCCGGGUGGCUGGCGCCGUCGCCGCCGCCUCCCCGGGCGCCCCCCCCGCGGCGCCCUCGCCAGCGGGGGUGGCGUCGCCGCGGGCGCCCUCCACGGCGGGCGUGUCGCCGCGCUCAGCCACGGGGGUGGCCACGCCGCUGGCGCCCGCGGUUGGCGUGGCGUCCCCCCGCGCCGCCGGCGGGCUGGCCACGCCCUUCGGGGCCGCAGGGCCGGCGGCGCCGGGGCAGGCACGCUCUCCAGCCACGGCGCUGCUCUCGUCGGCGGCUCGGGCGGCGACGGCGGGCUCCCCCGCCGCCAGGGUGCCACCCCUGGCUUCGGGGGGGGAGGCUGGCGGCCAGCCACGGGCCGAGCCCUACGAGGAGAGGCUGCAGAAGGAGAUCGAGCGGUGCCGCAAGCUGCAGGAGAUCGACCAGUUCCUGGAGGAGCUGCAGCACCAGGAGCAGGCGCAGCACGAGCAGGCACUGGCGGCGGGGCCGGCGCGAGCGCCCAGCCAGCGGGAGGGCACCCUCCAAAACUUGCGCGCCUUGCUCGGCGUGAGGCGCCCCUAG
This is a messenger RNA of Prorocentrum cordatum, 1866 nucleotides long. Lineage: Eukaryota; Dinophyceae; Prorocentrales; Prorocentraceae. The record is from the annotation of a GenBank genome assembly.